GCCAGGAUCCCAGGGUUGAGCGUUCAGCGUAUUUCGUUAACGAUGGACGCUCAACCCUGGGGCGAGCACAAGAUGGCCCGUCAGAUGUGUGGGGCGUUCAUCUUCGUAGCGGCCGCCAUGAUAACCAGUGCUGCAGGUGCGUGCGGACGUCCGUACGCAGAGAUAUAUACACAGAGAGAGAUCCGUGCACACACAGCCAUGGGAAGAAUAAGACUUUCCUCUCCAUUCAGGUCUGGUGGAAGAGGCUGAGGUGGCCAAGGAAAUCGCCCGCCAGCUGCAGGGUCACACACACCUAGAGUCGCCACAGAUCUGCCACACGUAUGUAUUCCACGCUGCGGCUGUGUAUGCAUGUAUAUAUGUGCCCAGGGAUGUCGUUGUCGAUGGUCCGUGCUCAUAGCAUCAUGGGGGCAGCCAACAAGCUCAGCCAAGCCGCCGACGAGAUGCGCCAUACCGCCCUCCAGAUGGUCACCACGACCGAGCAACAGGUCCAAGCCAUCUCGUCGUAUGGUCAGCGACCCAGCCACACUCAGUUCACGGAGGAUGGACCGACGAACUAAGACUGCCUGCGUUGUGUAUGACCAUCACUGUCCUGCAUGCAUUCACAUGGAGUGCAUUGAUAGAUCUGUGGGUCUGUGUGCAGGUGCGUUGUGUGCAGCAGCAGGUGCACCACGCCAAGACCAUGAUGCAGCAGGUCAAUAAGAUGGGCGAGGCCCGCCAGAUGCGCGGUGAGGCCCUCGACGCCAUCCGCAGCGCCCAACGACAGGUGCAUCUCAUCACCAAGGGGCAGAAGACCCGCACCACCGGCGGUAAGUAACUAACGAAUAUGUGUGUGGACUCCAAUGUAAUUCACAGGAAGACGUGUAUUUGUGUGUCAUGCAGACUGUUCGGAGAAUAGCUGGAAGUGUGGGGACGACAGUCAGGGAUCGCGCUGUGACGACAAUGGGCCAGACGGAGAGGCCUGCUGGUGUACUGGGUAUGGGAGCUGCGUGGUAAGCAUGAACGCACACACACACACACACACACAGAUUUCGCUGGCUGUACUAUGAGUGCUGCUGUGUGUGUGGGGGGGUGCAUGUGGGUGGUCUGCAGGACUCCGAAACCUAUUUUGCGCCUCAAUCACAGCCCAUGGACUUCUAUGACUGGGAGUGAACACCGCGCUGAUUGCGUUGGCGACGUACGUCUGUUUAGCGAUAGAAAGGGCGGGAAGAGAGAGACACCACCAAUGCAUACAUACAGCUACGGUGCGUAUGUAACGUAAUUAAGGGUGACCAGUCCGCCUCUGCCGUCUGUCUGUCUGUCUGUCUGUGUGUCUCUGGCUGUCGGUUUAAUCAAUUAAUGGCCGUGGAUGGUGUCUAGCGGCAUGGCUGUGUGUGUGUGGUGUGUGUAUGUGUGUUGUGCCGUGUGGCCGUCUGUCUGUCAGCCACGUGUAGGAGGACAAAUGGACAAUCAUUGAAGGCAAUGAAUCCCCCAAAGUCAUCCGGCCAUUGCACGUACACUACAUAUGUAUG
This is a messenger RNA of Vitrella brassicaformis, 1508 nucleotides long. Lineage: Eukaryota; Vitrellaceae. The record is from the annotation of a GenBank genome assembly.